Molecule: messenger RNA, 1024 nt
Organism: Drosophila eugracilis
Lineage: Eukaryota; Metazoa; Arthropoda; Insecta; Diptera; Drosophilidae
Gene: jdp
Product: J domain-containing protein
Exons: 5
Coding region: 98-685 (195 amino acids)
Cellular component (GO): cytoplasm
Source: RefSeq, a predicted model, not a curated record
UUCGACUUUCGACGCGCUGCCAGAAACAUCGUGAGCACCGCUUAACCCACAAAAAAUCUAUAUAAAUUCCCGACCGAUCCCAGGAAAAACAGACGCAAUGAGCGCCGUUGAUGCCAUAAUCAAUUACAAGCGCAGUCCCAACGAGGACUUCUACGGUCUGCUCCACUGCGAUGAGAACUCGUCGCCCGAGCAGAUCCAGGCCGAGUACAAGGUCCUGGCCCUUCAAUACCAUCCCGACAAGAACUCCGGCGACAAGGAGGCGGAGGCCAAGUUUCAGCAGCUAAAGGAGGCCAAGGAGACCCUCUGCGACCCCGAAAAGAGGGCCGUCUACGACAAGUGGCGCAACAGCGGCAUCUCGAUGAGCUACAAGCAGUGGCUGGGCAUGAAGGAGCAUGUCGGUCAGGUGAGAAGAUACACGAUUGCCGAGAAAGUGGAUAAAGAGUCCAUGCACUGGGUGACCCCCAAGACCAAGGAUCGCAUGCUGCCGGAGACUGGAGGAGCUGCUGCCCAAGGUCCCGGAACCGGAGCAGGCUGCAGCAGCGGUGGCCUGACCGCAGCCUCGCCCAAUCCCGCCCACCGGCGGGCCUCGGAGGGCGGCGCGGCCUUGUACUACGGAAGUCGCAAGGGCGAAUGGGGCGGCGAGAACACCGACGUGGCCAACAAGUUUCGCAACUACGAGAUCUAAGAUAAAAGUUGGCCAGAGAUGAAAGUUUCAAUUUUAAAAAACAUUUACACAGCAUAUACCAAGUCGGACCGAUGGAGGAGCAGUUGGGUGUCAAUCCCGCAAGUUAUGCAAUUAUAUCAAAAUAUUCUGAAAGGGAAACAAAAAUUUAUUAUCGAUGUGUAACUUAAGCGUUGCGACUACAGAGCACAGAUAUAGAUACUCGAAUAUAGAUGUUUAUAGGUGUACAAAAAGAUAUAGAAAAUGGUAAUUAACUAACGUAUAUUUAAGAAAGAGAAACUGUAAUUUCAAUAAACUCCCCCAAGAAGCGACGACUCCAAGGCGGAGCGGCAAGAAUUUUAA